Durotheca rogersii is the source of this 2493-nucleotide messenger RNA. Its product is annotated as DNA replication licensing factor MCM7. NCBI's taxonomy places the organism in Eukaryota, Fungi, Ascomycota, Sordariomycetes, Xylariales, Xylariaceae. The transcript has 5 exons. The record is from RefSeq and is a predicted model, not a curated record. Gene Ontology annotation, biological process: DNA replication initiation; double-strand break repair via break-induced replication; DNA strand elongation involved in DNA replication. Gene Ontology annotation, cellular component: nucleus; MCM complex. Gene Ontology annotation, molecular function: ATP binding; single-stranded DNA binding; single-stranded DNA helicase activity. Bases 1 to 2493 code for a protein of 830 amino acids.
AUGGCCCUCCUUCAAUACAGAAGUAUCGUCGACUACGGCGCGCAACAAGCCGCCUUUGAGGAGUUCCUUGAAAAGUUUAAGACCUCGCCCGAGCAGACCCUGACCCACGCCAUCGGCCAGAUCAACAUCUACGAGGAUGACCUAAGCGACGAGUAUGAUUUCAUGGAUCAGGACGACGAGGCGCAUGAACAGCGCCGGAGAGAGAAGGCCUCUUCGAAGCUGCCAAAGCACAAGUAUGCCGACAUAAUGCAGAAACUCGCAGACCGCGCUACCGAUGAAGUUUUAAUAGAGCUAGACGACCUUGCUUCUUGGGAGGAUGAUAAUAGCGAGGGACUGAAGCUAGUGGAGUCUGUCGAAGCAAACACUAAGCACUACGUCGAGAUCGUGUCGAGAGCCAUAGACAAGAAGAUGCCUCCUCCGACGACUGGGGUAACAUUCAAAGACGAUGUCCUAGAUGUCAUAAUGGAGAGGAGACAAGCCCGGAAUCGCGAUCUGACUGAAGCGGCCGCCAACACGAACAACCCCGAUCUGCUCGAGUCGACCUUCCCGGCGCAGCUUACCAGGCGCUAUACGCUCGUCUUUAAGCCGAGGACGUCUACUAAGGAGAAGCCGGUGAAAGCCCUCGCUGUUAGAGAAGUGCGGGGGGAUCACCUCGGCCAUCUCAUUACCAUCCGCGGUAUUUCCACUCGGGUCUCCGACGUGAAGCCUAUUGUUCAGGUGGGCGCGUAUACGUGCGAUCGCUGCGGAUGCGAGAUCUUCCAGCCCGUAAGCGACAAGCAAUUCUCGCCGCUCACUAGUUGCCCAUCGGAGGAAUGUGAGGCGAACCAGUCCAAGGGCCAGCUCUUCCAGUCCUCGCGCGCAUCCAAGUUCCUACCCUUCCAAGAGGUCAAGAUUCAAGAACUAGCAGAGCAGGUUCCUAUCGGCCAGAUCCCUCGAACGCUCACCGUCAUGUGCUACGGUAGCGCGGUCCGCCAGAUCAACCCCGGCGACGUGGUUGAUAUAUCCGGCAUCUUCCUGCCCACCCCAUACACCGGGUUCAAAGCGAUGCGAGCCGGCCUGCUGACCGACACAUAUCUCGAGGCGCAUCACAUCACUCAGCACAAGAAGGCAUACGAAGAGAUGACCAUUGACGACAAGUUGCAGAGGCGCAUCAAUAGUUAUAAUCAGUCCGGCAACGUAUACGAGAUGCUCGCAAAGUCGAUCGCGCCGGAAAUCUUCGGCCAUCUCGACGUCAAGAAGGCUCUGCUCCUCCUUCUUGUCGGCGGUGUCACCAAGACGAUGGGUGACGGCAUGCGAAUUCGCGGAGAUAUCAACAUCUGCUUGAUGGGCGACCCCGGUGUGGCUAAAUCUCAGCUGCUGAAGUAUAUCUCGAAGGUGGCGCCCCGUGGCGUGUACACGUCCGGCCGCGGUUCCAGCGGCGUCGGUCUGACGGCGGCGGUGAUGCGCGAUCCCGUUACCGACGAGAUGGUCCUCGAGGGCGGCGCUCUGGUCCUGGCCGACAACGGCAUCUGCUGCAUCGACGAAUUCGAUAAGAUGGACGACAACGACCGGACCGCGAUCCACGAAGUCAUGGAGCAGCAGACCAUCUCGAUCUCGAAAGCCGGCAUCUCGACCACCCUCAACGCGAGGACGUCGAUCCUCGCGGCCGCCAACCCCAUAUACGGCCGCUACAACCCGCGCAUCUCGCCGGUCGAGAACAUCAACCUGCCCGCCGCCCUGCUCUCGCGCUUCGACGUCCUGUUCCUGCUCCUCGACACGCCGACCCGCGACGGCGACGCGCAGCUGGCCAAGCACGUGGCGUACGUGCACAUGCACAACAGGCACCCGGACCUGUACGCGGGGGCGGCGGCGGACGGCGAGGGCGAGGCGCAGGCGAGCGUGGUGUUCACGCCGCACGAGGUGCGGGCGUACGUGGCGCAGGCGCGCACGUUCCGGCCGACGGUGCCGGAGUCGGUGACGGAGUACCUGACGCGGACGUACGUGCGGCUGCGGGACGCGCAGCGGCGGGCGGAGAAGCGCGGCCAGCAGUUCGCGCACACGACGCCGCGGACGCUGCUGGGCGUGGUGCGGCUGUCGCAGGCGCUGGCGCGCCUGCGCUUCAGCAGCGCCGUCAACCAGGACGACGUCGACGAGGCCCUGCGCCUCAUGGAGGCCAGCAAGGAGAGCCUCGCCGCCCACGAGGGCUUCGCCGCCGGCGGCCGCCGCACCCUCAACGCCGCCAGCCGCAUCUACAACCUCGUCAAGGCCCUCGCCGACAGCGGCGCCUGCCGCGCCGCCGACGGGGGGGAUGAGGACGACGAGGACGAGGCUGGGACCGUCGAGCUGAGCAUGCGCAAGGUCCGCGAGCGCGUCCUCGGCAAGGGCUUCACCGAGGACCAGUGGCUCAACGCCCUGGACGAGUACACGAGUCUAGAUAUCUGGCAGACGGCGGGCAACGGCACGAGGCUGGUGUUCAUCACGGCGAACGACGACGCCGGCGAUCUGGACGAGUAG